UCAAAGCCCCGUGAUGGAGGGAAUCUGAAUCGGCUCCGCCUCGGUAUUCAUCCUCUCCCAGCUCAGGGCGGCAAGACGGGGAUUCUUGACGCUUCUGGUCUUCUUGUCGACAUGCCGGGGAGUCAGCGGCAAAAACGACGACGGAGGAGCGGUCGACUUGGAGCCGUUGCUGACGGACGACGGCAUGGGGACGGGCUUCAUGAGCGAGCGGAGAUGGAGCGGCGAGUCACCCUCGCUCUGCGUCUUGCCCAGGUCGAUGCUGCUGCUGUUAGAGGGAGAAGCCGGCUGCAGCGGACACAAAAACAGGCAGACACACGGUAAGCAUUGUGUUAAUUGCAUCGUGGGUGGCUCUGUCUAUCGCUCGUAGUUUUUAGUGUACUUAUGUACCUGCGGAACGGGAUGGCUCUCGAUGACAACGUCGACCUUGCCGGGCCAGUCGUGCGCAUCGUCCUCGCCCUCGUGGCUGAGCUCCGACGUCAAAUUCAGCACAUCCGUGGCGUCGCCAAAGGCACUCUCCCACUCGUCCACCAGAUGCACUGGCCUCUCACAGCAGACACUCUUCAUCCCUUCACAGCUGCAAUCGGGCAUGCCGGCCCCACGCUGCUGCACCACCAAAUGACGAACCGAGCGCGGGAAGAUC
Messenger RNA from Vitrella brassicaformis, 640 nucleotides. NCBI's taxonomy places the organism in Eukaryota, Vitrellaceae. The record is from the annotation of a GenBank genome assembly.